Morus notabilis is the source of this 3726-nucleotide messenger RNA. RefSeq names its product titin-like. The record is from RefSeq and is a predicted model, not a curated record. The transcript has a single exon. NCBI's taxonomy places the organism in Eukaryota, Viridiplantae, Streptophyta, Magnoliopsida, Rosales, Moraceae. The coding region runs from base 1 to 3726 and encodes 1241 amino acids.
AUGCCAAUCAAUGGGGACAAACAUGUUCGAUUUGAGCAGAAAUUUAAGGUUCCAGACAACUUAGACACAAAUGGCAUCAAAGCAAAAUUUAAUGGUAAAAUUCUCAUCAUAACCAUUCCAAAGUACAAGGCAGAAAAGAAGGAAGAGCCCGAACUGGAUGGCAUGAAGGACCAAGGUGUUGCUCCAAAAGACGAGGAGAUAGAGAAAGAACAUGAACCCAUUGGCAAAAAAGAUCAAGGAGAAGAGAAAAAACCUGAACCUACAGACAUAAAGGAUCAAGAUGAUAUGCCAAAGGACAAGAAAGAAGAGAAGAAAGAGCCUGAACCUGUUGGCAUAAAGGAUGAAAAGCCAGAAGAGAAGAAAGAACCUGAACCUGUUGGCAUAAAGGAUGAAAAGCCAGAAGAGAAGAAAGAACCUGAACCUACAGACAUAAAGGAUCAAGAUGAUAUGCCAAAGGACAAGAAAGAAGAGAAGAAAGAGCCUGAACCUGUUGGCAUAAAGGAUGAAAAGCCAGAAGAGAAGAAAGAACCUGAACCUGUUGGCAUAAAGGAUGAAAAGCCAGAAGAGAAGAAAGAACCUGAACCUACAGGCAUAAAGGAUGAAAAGCCAAUGCCAAAGGACAAGAAAGAAGAGAAGAAAGAGCCUGAACCUGUUGGCAUAAAGGAUCAAAAGCCAGAAGAGAAGAAAGAACCUGAACCUACAGACAUAAAGGAUCAAGAUGAUAUGCCAAAGGACAAGAAGGAAGAGAAGAAAGAACCUGAAUCUGUUGGCAUAAAGGAUCAAAAGCCAGAAAAGAAGAAAGAACCUGAACCUACAGACAUAAAGGAUCAAGAUGAUAUGCCAAAGGACAAGAAGGAAGAGAAGAAAGAGCCUGAACCUGUUGGCAUAAAGGAUCAAAAGCCAGAAGAGAAGAAAGAGCCUGAACCUGUUGGCAUAAAGGAUCAAAAGCCAAAAGAGAAGAAAGAACCUGAACCUGUUGGCAUAAAAGAUCAAAAGCCAGAAGAGAAGAAAGAACCUGAACCUACAGACAUAAAGGAUCAAGAUGAUAUGCCAAAGGACAAGAAGGAAGAGAAGAAAGAGCCUGAACCUGUUGGCAUAAAGGAUCAAAAGCCAGAAGAGAAGAAAGAACCUGAACCUGUUGGCGUAAAGGAUGAAAAGCCAGAAGAGAAGAAAGAACCUGAACUUACAGACAUAAAGGAUCAAGAUGAUAUGCCAAAGGACAAGAAGGAAGAGAAGAAAGAGCCUGAACCUGUUGGCAUAAAGGAUCAAAAGCCAGAAGAGAAGAAAGAGCCUGAACCUGUUGGCAUAAAGGAUCAAAAGCCAGAAGAGAAGAAAGAACCUGAACCUGUUGGCAUAAAGGAUCAAAAGCCAGAAGAGAAGAAAGAACCUGAACCUACAGACAUAAAGGAUCAAGAUGAUACGCCAAAGGACAAGAAAAAAGAGAAGAAAGAGCCUGAACCUGUUGGCAUAAAGGAUCAAAAGCCAGACGAGAAUAAAGAACCUGAACCUGUUGGCAUAAAGGAUCAACAACCAGAAGAGAAGAAAGAACCUGAACCUACAGACAUAAAGGAUCAAGAUGAUAUGCCAAAGGACAAGAAGGAAGAGAAGAAAGAGCCUGAACCUGUUGGCAUAAAGGAUCAACAACCAGAAGAGAAGAAAGAACCUGAACCUACAGACAUAAAGGAUCAAGAUGAUAUGCCAAAGGACAAGAAGGAAGAGAAGAAAGAGCCUGAACCUGUUGGCAUAAAGGAUCAACAACCAGAAGAGAAGAAAGAACCUGAACCUGUUGGCAUAAAGGAUCAAAAGCCAGAAGAGAAGAAAGAAUCUGAACUUACUGACAUAAAGGACCAAAGUGUUGUACUAAAGCAAAAUGAGGAAGAGAAGAAACAACCCAUACUUGCAGACAUAAAGGAUCAAGGCGCUGUUAGAACACGUAAGGAAGAAGAGAAAAAAGAACAUGAACUGAUUGACAUGAAAGAUCAAGUAGUUACUCCUGAACCUGUCGGCAUAAAGGAUAAAAAGGCAGAAGAAAAGAAAGAACCUGAACCUGCUGACAUAAACGACCAAAGUGUUAUUUCAGAGCACAAGGAAGAAGAGAAGAAAGAACUCGUACCUGCUGACAUAAAGGAUCAAGGUGACCUAAUUCCAACAGACAAGGCAGAGGAGAAGAACGGUCCUGAACCUGUUGGCAUAAAGGAUCAAAAGCCAGAAGAAAAGAAAGGACCCGAACCUACUGGCAUAAAGGACCAAGGUGACCUUAUUCCAACAGACAAGGCAGCGGAGAAGAACGGUCCUGAACCUGUUGGCAUAAAGGAUCAAAAGCCAGAAGAAAAGAAAGGACCCGAACCUACUGGCAUAAAGGACCAAGGUGACAUUAUUCCAACAGACAAGGCAGAGGAGAAGAAAAGUCCUGAACCUGUCGGCAUAAAGGAUAAAAAGGUAGAAGAAAAGAAAGAACCUGAACCUGCUGACAUAAACGACCAGAGUGUUAUUUCAGAGCACAAAGAGGAAGAGAAGAAAGAACUUGUACCUGCUGACAUAAAGGAUCAAGGUGACCUUAUUCCAACAGACAAGGUAGAGGAGAAGAAAGGUCCUGAACUUGUUGGCAUAAAGGAUCAAAAGCCAGAAGAAAAGAAAGGACCCGAACUUGCUGGCAUAAAGGACCAAAGUGACAUUAUUCCAACAGACAAGGCAGAGGAGAAGAAAGGUCCUGAACUAGUCGACAUAAAGGAUCAAAAGCCAGAAGAAAAGAAAGAACCUGAACCUGCUGACAUAAACGACCAGGGUGUUAUUUCAGAGCACAAGGAGGAAGAGAAGAAAGAACUUGUACCUGCUGACAUAAAGGAUCAAGGUGUUGUUCCAGAGCAUAAGGAAGAAGAGAAAAGAGAACCCAAACUCACUGAACUGAAAGAUCAAGGUGUUAUUCCAAAAGAAAUGGAGGUUGAGAAGAAGGAACCUAAACCUGAUGGCAUAAAAGAUCAAAAGCCGAAAGAGAAGAAAGAACCUAAACCUGCUGGCAUAAAGGAUCAAGAUGGUCUAACAGACAAGGUGGAGAAAAAGAAAGAACUUGAACCUAUUGGCAAAAAGGAUCAAGAGCUGAAAGAAAAGAAAGAACCUGAACCUGCUGACAUAAAGGACCAAGGUGUAGUUCCAAAGCACAAGGAUGAAGAGAAGAAAACACCUGAACCCGAUGGCAUAAAAGAUCAAGGUGUUGUUCUACAGUAUAAGGAGGAAGAAAAGAAAGAUCAACUUGAACCUACUAGCAUGAAGGAUCAAGGUGUUGCUUCAAUGCAUAAAGAAGAAGAGAAGAAAGAACCCGAACCUCCUGGCAUAAAGGAUCAAGGACGUGUUAUUCUAAUACACAUGGUAGAAAAGGAGAAAGAACAUAAACCGGCUAGCGUCAAGGAUCAAAGUGUGAAUGGUACCACAGAAGAGCAUAUACAUGAAACAUCAAAUGAUAACAAAGUGAAAAAGAAAGACGAUAGUGUACAUGCUAAUGACCUCCACGUCUGUGAAAGUGAGAAGGAAGAAGGAAGUUAUAGAACUCCUCCUAUAAGUUCCUCUGAAGAUUCCAUGAGUAGAUCAGAAAGUGAGCCUAGUUAUCUAAGAACUGGAAUAGACAUAUUGAGCAAAAACAAAGAGAUUAUAUUAGCAACCAUGUUAGCAGUCUCAUUAGGGGUGUUUGUAACUCGUAAAAUUCGAGGUAGAGAAAAGAAGGCUCCCUAA